This is a messenger RNA of Budorcas taxicolor (takin), 3890 nucleotides long. It is a transcript of the gene ACOT11, whose product is annotated as acyl-CoA thioesterase 11. Gene Ontology annotation, cellular component: extracellular exosome. Bases 100 to 1881 code for a protein of 593 amino acids. Lineage: Eukaryota; Metazoa; Chordata; Mammalia; Artiodactyla; Bovidae. Gene Ontology annotation, molecular function: thiolester hydrolase activity; lipid binding. The transcript has 16 exons. The record is from RefSeq and is a predicted model, not a curated record.
AGGUGAUCCGCUGCGUUCUGAGUUGGAGCCGGCUGUCAGAGUCUCUCUGACCAGUGUCUCUCCGAGGAGGGUGCGACCAGCUAGCGGGCCACGGCAGCAAUGAUCCAGACUGUCGGAAGUCACCUGCGAAGGGGCCUGGCCUCCGUGUUCUCCAACCGCACAUCCCGGAAGUCGGCCUCACGCACUGACAGCGACAACAUGGCAGACGGCGAGGGCUACCGGAACCCCACGGAGGUGCAGAUGAGCCAGCUGGUGCUGCCCUGCCACACCAACCAGCGUGGCGAGCUGAGCGUCGGGCAGCUGCUCAAGUGGAUCGAUGCCACUGCCUGCCUGUCUGCGGAGAGGCAUGCAGGGUGCCCCUGUGUCACAGCCUCCAUGGAUGACAUCUAUUUUGAGCACACCAUCAGUGUUGGACAAGUGGUGAAUAUCAAGGCCAAGGUGAACCGGGCCUUCAACUCUAGCAUGGAGGUGGGCAUCCAGGUGGCCUCUGAGGACCUGUGCUCUGAGAAGCAGUGGUGUGUGUGCAAGGCCUUAGCCACCUUUGUGGCCCACAAGGAGCUCUCCAAGGUGAAGCUGAAGCCAACCAUGCCGCGGACGGAAGAGGAGAAGACGGAGCACAGCGUGGCGGCCGAGCGCCGGCGCAUGCGACUGGUCUACGCAGACACCAUUAAGGACCUCCUCGCCAACUGCGUCAUUCAGGAUGAUCUGGAGAGCAGAGACUGCAGCCACAUGGUGCCGGCCGAGAAGACGCGGGUGGAGAGUGUGGAGCUGGUCCUGCCCCCCCACGCCAAUCACCAGGGCAAUACUUUUGGGGGGCAGAUCAUGGCCUGGAUGGAGAACGUGGCCACCAUUGCAGCCAGCCGGCUCUGCCGUGCCCACCCUACCCUGAAGGCCAUUGAGAUGUUCCACUUCCGGGGCCCAUCCCAGGUUGGGGACCGUCUGGUGCUCAAGGCCAUCGUGAACAAUGCCUUCAAGCACAGCAUGGAGGUGGGUGUGUGCGUGGAGGCCUACCGCCAGGAGGCCGAGACCCAUCGGCGGCACAUCAACAGCGCCUUCAUGACCUUCGUGGUCCUGGGUGCAGAUGACCAGCCUCAGAUGCUGCCCUGGAUUCGGCCCCAGCCUGGGGAUGGCGAGCGGCGGUACCGAGAGGCCAGUGCCAGGAAGAAGAUCCGCCUGGACAGGAAGUACAUCGUGUCCUGUAAGCAGGCGGAGAUGCCCCUCUCUGUCCCCUGGGAUCCUAGCAACCAGGUGUGCCUGAGCUACAACAACGUCUCCUCCCUGAAGAUGCUCGUGGCCAAGGACAACUGGGUGCUGUCCUCAGAGAGCAACCAGGUCCGCCUGUACACUCUAGAGGAGGACAAGUUCCUCUCCUUCCACAUGGAGAUGCUGGUGCACGUGGACACAGCCCAGGCCUUCCUGCUGCUCUCUGACCUCCGCCGGAGGCCCGAGUGGGACAAGCACUGCCGGAGCGUGGAGCUAGUGCAGCAGGUGGAUGAAGACGAUGCCAUCUACCAUGUCAUCAGCCCCGCCCUCGGUGGUGACCCCAAGCCCCAGGACUUCACCAUUCUGGCCUCUCGACGGAAGCCUUGUGGCAUCGGGGAACCCUAUGUCAUUGCACUGAGGUCAGUUACGCUGCCCACGCACCGGGAGAGCCCAGAGUACCAGCGUGGGGAGACUGUCUGCUCAGGCUUCUGCUUCUGGCGCGAGGGGGACCAGUUAACCAAGGUGUCCUACUACAACCAGGCCACCCCGGGCGUUCUCAAGUACGUGACCACCAAUGUGACCGGCCUCUCCUCUGAGUUCUACACCACCUUCAAGGCUUGUGAACAGUUCCUCUUGGACAACCGGAACGACCUGGCCCCCAGCCUCCAGACCCUCUAAGCAUCGUCCCUGGCCACCUGACGUCCACGCCCACUCCAUCCUGCCCCAAGGACAUGCGUACAGUGCACUGAGGAAGCAGAGGCAUUUAUUCCUUCCUGCCGCCCCGUGGGAAGCUGGGGUCCACCAGGCCACCUGGGUGUCAGUGUGUGCCAACAUCCGCCAGCAAGUCUUGGCGGUAGCUCUGGGGUAGCCUGUAGUAGACUCGGGUCUUCUUCACGGCCCUGGCUGCCAGCAGUGCUGCCCGCACAGACGCAUAGAGGCCCCGGCCAGGGCUGUGUUCCACCGUGACCGUGGCCCGGGGAGAAGCUUCCAGCAGCCGGGCCACGACUCCAGCGGGGCUCUGGCCCAGAGGCCCAGCCUGCAGCUGGAAGGACACGGGUUGCCAGAGGCCCUGGCACAGCUCCAGCAUGUCUGUGAGCAGCUGUUCCCUGUAGCCACUGCCCAGCACUUCCUCGGGCCAGCCUGGUGCCACCGUCACGUGGGGGAACACGUCGGCCACAGCUGUAAGCAACUCCCUGCCAGUCACGUAGCCAGGGACCCUGAAACUCCCGUGGGAGACUGUGGCACCGACCCACACGGGCCUAGACAGGCGGCCGAGGGCAGAGAGGGUGGCCAGCGUGGCCAGCGCCGGCCGCAGGGCGGUGGGCUCCGCUAUGUGCACGUGGACCCCCCAGCGUCCGGGGUGCGAGGCCAGCUGCUGCAGGCAGGACUCCAGUGCCAGGGCACGGCCAUCUGGGGUGCGGACGAUGGGCACGGGCUCCCCAGCUGCAGGCUCCUGGAGGCCCACGUCCAGCAGGAUCAUGCCUUCUCGGUCUGGAAGAGGCAGUGGAGGCAACAGUGUCUGGGGUUAGGGCUAUCGUGGGGGGUCAGAGGCCCUUGCUGAAGGUAAAGGGACAGCAGGAGGUAAUGGGGUCUGUUGAUUGGGUCUGGGUUCCAGGUGGAAGGGCUGCUUUGUGAAUGUGCCUGGGGCUCAUCAGAAUGGCCCAGUGAGCCGCUAGCUCAGCUCUGAGGCCUGUGCCCGCCUCUGUUGCAGCACCAUGUGACCGAAGCCUCACAAGUGCUGGUCCAAAGGCCAGGGGCCCCCUACUUUUGACAACACUGCUCCCCCACCUUGCAGCCCCGUUGCUAUGGUAACAGAGACCUGAGUAGCUUCCCGAGGUAACCCUUGCAGUCGAGCUAGGAGCACAGGGGCUGCAGGCAGACCUUACCUGGGAGCUGCACUGUUGCUGUGCUUCCGUUGCCCUGGAUGUCAGGAACCAGCCACUCCACGCUCAGACCCUCGUCCCCGGGCUGCUGGAGAGCAGGGAUCAGGCUGCCCCCAGUGUAGUAGCUUUGCUUCCGUGACGUAUUCACUGUGGGUCAGAUUGCCAAGAUGAAGAGGCCACCACCAGUCACGGAGGCCUUCUGGACACCAUGAGUCCUCUCUAAGCCUCACAGCAAAGUUCCAGGGAGCUGGAGUUCCCUGUUUUGUAGAUGACGGGUGACUUGCCCAAGGUCCUACAGCCAGUGGGCAGGGUUGCUGGGAUUGGAGCCUGAUGGAGCCAAGUCAGUCGGGCCCCAAAGCUGGUAUUCCUCCCCCCUCACCUAGAUGGCUCCCAGAGCAGGAAUGUUGGGUCUGAUGGGUCCCCUUGAGAUGGCCUGAUUGCAGGCUCUCCUCGGUUUGGAGUCAAGGGAACAGGGGCUUUGGACAAAGGAACAAGCAUCAUUGAUUAGCAGGUACAGGGGAGGAGCCGUUCUCUGAAAUGCUAGAGCAACCCUCACAGGAACUGUACUGCAAGGGUUUGGAAUUUGCUGUUUCCAGUAGGAGCUCUGCCACGUUUAAGCUGGACAACUUCGUAUAAAUUAUAACUGUUCUGUUUAUCUAUCUGUAAAAUGGAACCUCUGCUUCACGAAUCUAUGGAGCUUAGCAUUCCAUCCCAGGGUCUGGCAUACAAUGUAUGCUUCAAAUGAUUCCUUUGUCCUAUCUCACGUAGGAUUUUCCCCUUUCAUUGGCCUGCCCCACCGAGCUC